Musa acuminata subsp. malaccensis (wild Malaysian banana) is the source of this 2374-nucleotide messenger RNA. RefSeq names its product BTB/POZ domain-containing protein At1g03010. Gene Ontology annotation, molecular function: protein binding. The record is from RefSeq and is a predicted model, not a curated record. NCBI's taxonomy places the organism in Eukaryota, Viridiplantae, Streptophyta, Magnoliopsida, Zingiberales, Musaceae.
CUACCUUUUGCACAAUGUAGUUGAAACUUGAAAGUGUCAUCCAUAAGUGCAAAUCAGAUCAUCAACUAUCUCACUGUUCAAAUAAAUUUACUUCUCAUCAAGCCUAUGGCUUUUCUCCCUGCCACCACUCCACCCUCAUAAAGCUCACACUCCCUUCUCUCCUCAUACAUCCACCAAAACUUGGACUUUCUCCUUCCUUCCUUACAGCAGCCUAGGAACAUACAAGAACAGCCUCAUUGUUAUCAGAGGCAGAGAGAGAUGGGGGUGGCCACUGUCACUGAGCUGAAGCAGCUGAGUGUUGUUCCUGCAAAGCGAAUUUUCCGAUCCAGUUUGAGCACACGGCAGGCCACCGAAUGGCCACUUUCUGAUGUUUCUAGUGAUCUCACAGUUGAAGUUGGUACAUCAAGCUUUGCACUGCACAAGUUCCCUCUUGUUUCCCGGAGUGGAAGGAUCAGAAAGCUCAUAUCCGAUGCAAAGAACUCAAAGGUGACGCGCAUCAAUCUCCAUGGCACACCGGGCGGAGCAGAAGCAUUCGAAAUCGCUGCCAAGUUCUGCUACGGCAUCAACACAGAGCUCAACCCAUCCAAUGUUGCCAUGCUGCGGUGUGCAGCACAUUACCUGGAGAUGACCGAGGAGUUUGCAGAGAAGAACUUGGAACUCCGAACAGAGAUCUACCUCAAGGAAGCAGUCAUCCCCAACAUCGUCAACUCAAUCACCGUCCUCCACCACUGCGAAAGCCUCCUUCCUGUGGCAGAAGAGAUCAAUCUGAUCAACAGGAUCCUCACAGCGGUGGCAACCACCGUAUGCAAAGAGCAGCUAACCUCAGGCCUCUCCAAACUCGACCACAGCUUGCCUCAUAAGCCUGCAAUGGCAGGGGUGGAACCGCCAAAAGACUGGUGGGGGAAGUCGCUGGCAGUGCUGAGCUUAGACUUCUUCCAAAGGGCUCUCUCAGCAAUGAAAUCUAAAGGCCUGAAGCAGGAGACUGUGAGCAAGAUCCUGAUCAAUUACGCACAGAGCUCUCUCCAGGGACUCACGGUGAGAGACAUGCAAUCAUCUAAAGGUGGCUUCUCAGAUGCAGACAUGCUGAAGCAGCAAAAGAUCGUGGUAGAAACCAUCGUUGCCCUGCUCCCGAGCCAGUCAAGGAGGAGCCCCGUGCCGAUGGCGUUUCUUUCAGGUCUCCUGAAAACUGCAACCAUGGUCUCGGCGUCGACCAUCUGCAGAGCAGAUCUGGAGAGAAGAAUUGGGCUCCAACUCGACCAAGCCAUCCUCGAGGACGUACUGAUCCCUGCCGCGAACGCUCACGGUGGGUGCCAGUCCUCGUUGUACGACACGGAGUCGGUGGCGAGGAUCUUCUCCAUCUUCCUGAAUCUGGAGGAAGAGGAGGAAGACGGCGGUCGUUUGAGAGAGGAAAGAGACGGCUGCUACGAGUUGGAUAGCCCGAGAUCUCCGAAGCAAAGCGCGAUAGUCAAAGUAUCCAAGCUUUUGGACAGUUACCUCGCCGAGGUCGCACUGGAUUCCAACCUGACUCCAUCCAAGUUCAUCGCUCUUGCGGAGCUACUCCCGGAUCAUGCUCGAGUUGUGAACGAUGGUCUAUAUCGAGCCGUGGAUAUCUUCUUGAAGGUUCAUCCCAACAUCAAGGAUUCGGAGCGCUACCGCCUCUGCAAAACCAUAGACUGCCAGAAGCUGUCUCAGGAGGCGUGCAGCCACGCAGCACAGAACGAACGGCUGCCCAUCCAAAUGGCGGUGCAAGUGCUGUACUUGGAGCAGAUCAGGCUGCGGAACGUCAUCAACGGAGGCCAUGACCAGUUCUUCUUCGGCUCCGCAAUCGGCCAGUGCGCUCAGAGAUCAGGCAGUGGGGUGGGGAGCGGCGCCAUCUCUCCCAGGGACAACUACGCGUCGGUGAGAAGAGAGAACAGGGAGCUGAAGCUGGAGGUAGCGAGGAUGAGGAUAAGGCUGACUGAUCUCGAGAAGGAUCAUGUUUCCAUGAAGCAGGAGCUCGUGCGCGCCAACCCUGCCAACAAACUACUCCGAUCUUUCACCAAGAACUUGAGCAAGCUGAGCGCUCUCUUCCGGAUGAGGGUCGACGUCAAGCCCUUGAGCGCCAAGGCAGCGUCCGAUGCCCGUCUCUUGUUUCAGAAGAGGCGGCGCCAAGCCAUAUGGUGAACCCCGCGGUGUGUAUAUUCGAUCGUGUUUGCGAUGACGAUCUCGGCAUAAUGGUUGGUUUUCCAUAAAUUUUGUUCCUCUGUCAAGUCUCCUUCGGGUUUACAAGAUCAAAUGCAGUCGGUCUUUUCCUGAUGAAGACUGUGCAUGAAAAGGAUCAAAAAAGUUUGAAUGUUGUGAAUAUUUGGAACUUAUGACUAGCUUGUUAAUCGUG